AUGCGAAUGAGUCCUUUGAAUUUAAGAGGCAAAAGGGCAUUUAUUGCUGGAGUUGUUGAUGAUAAUGGUUAUGGCUGGGCAAUCACAAAGGCUCUUGCCGCUGUUGGGGAAAAAAUACUUGUUGGUACAUGGGUGCCUGCACUAAACAUAUUUGAGACAAGCUUAAGGUGUGAUAAAUUUGAUAAGUCACGGAAAUUGCCAAAUGGCUCACUGAUGGAUAUUGUCAAAGUAUAUCCUCUUGAUGCCGUUUGCGAUACAUCUGAUAAUGUUCCUGAAGAUGUCAAGACAAUCAAACGCUAUGCUGGAUCCUCAAAUUGUACUGUUAAGGAAAUGACAGAGGCUGUGACGAAAGAUUUUGGAAGGAUUGACAUCCUCGUGCAUUCUCUUGCCAAUGGACCAGAGGUAACGAAGCCACUCUUGGAGACAUCUAGAAGAGGGUAUCUUGCUACAAUUUCAGCUUCGAGUUACUCUUUUGUCUCCCUGCUUCAACACUUUCUUCCAAUAAUGAAUCCAGGCGGUGCUUCAAUAUCUUUGACAUACAUAGCUUCCGAAAGGGCAAUCCCAGGAUACAGAGGUGGAAUGAGCUCAGCAAAAGCUGCAUUGGAGAGUGAUAAAAAAGUAAGUUCAACUCUUCUGUAA
Zingiber officinale is the source of this 639-nucleotide messenger RNA. Its product is annotated as enoyl-[acyl-carrier-protein] reductase [NADH] 1, chloroplastic-like. The record is from RefSeq and is a predicted model, not a curated record. Bases 1 to 639 code for a protein of 212 amino acids. The transcript is spliced from 10 exons. Gene Ontology annotation, biological process: fatty acid biosynthetic process. Lineage: Eukaryota; Viridiplantae; Streptophyta; Magnoliopsida; Zingiberales; Zingiberaceae. Gene Ontology annotation, molecular function: enoyl-[acyl-carrier-protein] reductase (NADH) activity.